This is a messenger RNA of Heterocephalus glaber (naked mole-rat), 906 nucleotides long. Its product is annotated as olfactory receptor 2T8-like. Gene Ontology annotation, biological process: G protein-coupled receptor signaling pathway. Gene Ontology annotation, cellular component: membrane. The record is from RefSeq and is a predicted model, not a curated record. Gene Ontology annotation, molecular function: G protein-coupled receptor activity; olfactory receptor activity. Lineage: Eukaryota; Metazoa; Chordata; Mammalia; Rodentia; Bathyergidae.
AUGGACCAUGGGAACACCACAGCAGACUUCAUCCUCCUAGGCCUCUUCAACCACACCACAGCCCACCAGAUUCUCUUUGGGAUUGUCCUAGCAGUUAUGAUCUCCUCCCUCACAGGCAAUGGCCUCAUGGUUCUCCUGAUUCACUGGGACCCCCGGCUGCACACACCCAUGUACUUCCUGCUGAGCCAGCUCUCCCUCAUGGACAUGAUGCUGGUCUGCACCACUGUGCCCAACAUGGUGGCUGCCUACUUGACUGGAAACAAGUCCAUCUCCCUGUCUGGAUGCGGUCUUCAGAUGUUCCUGAUCCCCACUCUGGGAGGUGGAGAGUGCUUCCUCCUAUCAGCCAUGUCCUAUGACCGCUAUGUGGCUGUGUGCCACCCACUGCGGUAUGCCACCCUCAUGAACUGGCCGUUAUGUCUGAGAAUGGCUUUGGGGUCCUGGUUCCUGGGGGCAGCUGAUGGAAUCAUGCAGGCUGCUGUUACCCUGAGCUUCCCCUUCUGCAACAGACAUGAGAUCGAUCAUUUUUUCUGUGAAGCCCCCACGCUGGUGCGCUUGGCCUGCAGUGACACCUCUGCUUUUGCAUAUGCCAUGUACAUCUGCUGCGUGCUGAUGCUCCUCAUCCCCUUGUCCCUCAUCUUGAUGUCCUACAGCCUCAUCCUCGCUGCUGUCCUGCACAUGCGCUCCACAGAAGCCCGCAAGAAGGCCUGUGCCACCUGCUCCUCCCAUUUGGCUGUGGUGGGACUCUUUUAUGGCGCUGCCAUCUUUACCUAUGUAAGACCCACAUCCUACAGGUCAGCAAACCAUGAUAAGGUUGUGUCUGCAUUCUAUGCCAUCUUCACUCCCAUGCUGAACCCUGUGAUCUACAGCCUGAGGAACAGUGAGGUGAAGGGAGCUCUGAGCAAGUGA